AAUGUAUUUUGUUUUAAAUUUUAGAAGCCAAUGAUUUACUCGAAAAAAUGCUUCAAGACCUAGAGAAAAAAUUAGGAAUUAAUAUGUCAGGAGAUUAUUUGGGUGUUGAGGAAAAAUUGGAAAACCUUGCAAACAUGAGAAGAGACUUUGUUGCUUGGUCUUUAAAAAGUAUAAUCAGACGUCGUAUAAUAGGAUCUGAGCAGGAUGUUAUAUCGUUACCCAAUUGUCGUUUGCUUGGAAUGUACUGGAGUACACAAUAUCCAGAAACAUACAUAAGCCAAGUUAACAUUGACUCAACUAGCCGUACAUGUACCUUAGAAACAUGUGAUUGUAUCGAAAAGAAAAUCAGGAAAAUCGAUGCUACAUGGUCAGUUUUAAGCUCAAAUGACCGAGUCCAUAAACUCGAGGUAUACUUACAACGUGGACGUCCACAAGCUCAACCCACAUCCUAACCAAAUGUCUGAAAAACACUGACACCUGUAUUCUGUUCUUUACAUAAUAUAUUAUAGAUUAUCAUAUUAUUAUCACUAUAUACACUAUAAAAUCAGAAAUUUAAAAAUAGUAUACAUAUAUUUAAGCUGACGGAUAAACAACCGUCUUAGGAUUUUUUCAAUAAUAUAUUUCACAUAAUACAUUUUCUGUACAGUAAGUACGUAAUGCUAUAAGCCUAUUUCUGUAUCAUGU
Adelges cooleyi (spruce gall adelgid) is the source of this 684-nucleotide messenger RNA. RefSeq lists its product as uncharacterized. NCBI's taxonomy places the organism in Eukaryota, Metazoa, Arthropoda, Insecta, Hemiptera, Adelgidae. The record is from RefSeq and is a predicted model, not a curated record. The transcript is spliced from 4 exons. Bases 48 to 452 code for a protein of 134 amino acids.